Carya illinoinensis is the source of this 3984-nucleotide messenger RNA. RefSeq lists its product as uncharacterized. Gene Ontology annotation, molecular function: chromatin binding. Bases 1799 to 3484 code for a protein of 561 amino acids. NCBI's taxonomy places the organism in Eukaryota, Viridiplantae, Streptophyta, Magnoliopsida, Fagales, Juglandaceae. The transcript is spliced from 6 exons. The record is from RefSeq and is a predicted model, not a curated record.
GCAGUUGUCCGGUUUUGAAAAAUCCGACAAUGUGUGCAUGAAAUGGCGGGCGAGAAGAGAAGUCGUUGAAUGGCUGACAUCAUUGGUCUCAAGGCAUCGUGUUCCAUACUCAGAUAUUUCAACCCGCUAGAGAGAGGGGGAGAGAGAGCUCAGCCUGUUAUAUUUCACCACCUUUCCAUGCAAGAGAGGUUGUUGUUACGUGUUCGUCUAUUUUCAUAAGCUCUUUCUGCCACAUCCUCCUGCUAUUUUUUGAUAUUUACAAACCAGUGCAUCCACUUGAUAGAGAGAUGCUAUGAGUUUUUCAAUAUGAUCUGGGGACAGUGAAUAGGAAGAAGGUAUUGUAUUAAACCUGAAACCUAUUAUCUACCAAUUUUAUUUUCUUCACGCUUAGCGAUCUUUCUUUUUAGUUGUCUAUGGAUGUUACAGAUUCUACCUUUUCUUCCUAAAUCUAUAGCUCCAAUCCUUUUUUUUGGCCUUAUUAAGGCCUUCACUUAACGCGCCUUUCUUCUUUUGUGAUGCUCAGUAUGAACUGAAGAAUUCUCUUCCACAGCUUCUGUUCACGGGGUGGGAAUACCAUUCUUUGAUUUCAUUUCUCACCUGUUGCACUGAGUGAUAACCAAUUUCAUUAAUUUUCUGAUUCGAUCAGAAAGGAAGGGUAUUUUCUUGUCCCAUCUGGCAAGGAAUUAGGUUCCAAUAAUUGUUCUGGCAUUUUUCCUACCUGUUAAAUCUAUGGAAUUUUGGCUCAUGACAACUGUGAAUUUCUGAGUUCUGACCACACAUACCAAUAGACAUUUCAACUGUGGUUUCCAUAAAUUCGUUUAACAGUCUGUAGGGUGCAUGCCACUUAUCUAGAAUCUAGUAUGAUUGGGGUUAGCAUGCUUCAUUCAUGUCUGUUACUUGUAGUCUAGUCAGAAGCACAUGAGAAGUUGUCCACGAAUGAAAGUUAAUGAAAUUCUACUCUAUUUGGGAUUUGGUUCUCUCUUGUUUUAAUUAUUCUUGAUUAGCAGGUGCAAUUACCAAGUAGGAAAAAGGCAGGAAUUCAAAUUAGUCCAGUUGUCAGGCUUGGUUUAUUUGUUAGUAGAGCAUAACAGGAUAGUCUUUCUUUAAUUCUGCCAAGUUCUGAUAUUGUUUAUGUAAUUGCUUUCCCUUUACCCAGGAGACCUGGGUUUGAUCCCCAGCAAUGGAAUAAAAUUAUUUUUACUGAUAAAAAAAUUGCUUUUCCAAUAGAAAACCACUGAUAGCCUCCAUUUAAAAUCGGUUGUCUUAAAUGGAACCAGUUAACUUUUGGGCUGUCAUUAAAAGAAAUUAUGGUAAGUUUUUGUGAGCAUUUAACUUGCAAUUGCCCUAUAUAUAUUACCUAGUUCGCCUAAGGUGUCAUUGUGGGAUACCAUACUGGAAAUCGGUUUUCAUUCCCCAUGUUUCAGGUAUCAUUAGAAUGAGAAUGACAGGAUAUCUCUUUCCAAUGUGUUGAGCUACCGGUGCUUUUUGAAAACUAUGAUUUAUAGAGGGUUUAGUCCUGAGUAGGCUCAGUUACUGUGAGCAUUUAAACCGGGCUGCUUAUUCAUUAUUCAAACCUGCUGAAGUCAAACAAAAAACAAUUGAGGGAUUCAAAUUGGCGCAUUUCGAUCUUGGUCUGCACCUACACCCCUUUACCUUGCCACUUGUCAGCAAUGAAUGGAUUGGCAUUUGAUGGUUAAUCUUUUAUAAAUUUAUAUGUUUAAUUCUGCUUUUAGUCAUCACACUUAUUUUUGCAUGGUCUUCUUGUCAACAUCUUUUUCAUAUUCCUCAAAUUGGUUAUAUGAAUUUAGUCUUAGGUAUAUUAUGCUGUAAUGAAACUUGCCUUGUAGUAAUGAAGUGUGUUUCUUUCCAAAGAAAUUCUUCAUGUGUGUUAACAGAUUCACCAACAAUUGAUUUACGACAAGCUUUAGGAUCUCUCGAAUUAUCAAUGACUGGAUCCUGUGCUCGUCAACCUUUCUCUACAGAUGAUAUGGUUGUAAGAAAAUUUAGAGCUCAAAGUUCGGAUAUUAUAUGGUCUGGCGAUGCUUGUAUCUGUGCCAAACAGCUCAAGCACUACCCAGCUUUUUGCAGGAACAGAACAACCAUAGCUGUUCAUUCGUUUGUAUAUAUUAUGGCUGAAGAAGGAAGUCAGUAUCUUGGUUACUUGGAAGAUAUGUAUGAAGACAAGAAGGGACUCAAAAAGGUUAAAGUGCGGUGGUUUCACCACUAUAAGGAAGUUGAGCGUGUAAUCCCUCAACUGGAUUCCCACCCAAGAGAAGUUUUCAUCACACCUCAUGUUCAGGUGAUCAGUGCUGAGUGUGUUGAUGGUCCUGCGACAGUUUUGACUCCUAAACAUUAUGAAAAAUGUGUGGCUACUGGUGCACCUAGUUCUUCACCAGGAAUCCACAUAUGCUUUAGGCAGUUUAAGAACAAUAAGAUCAAGCCCUUUACUCUUCCUAAGCUGUCUGGGUAUUCUAAUCAAGCUAUCCUCUCUUCUAUAGAUGGUUUGCUCGUCACCAAGCAAAAAGUCAAGUGCCAUAAAUUGAACAUGGAAGAUGAGGAAGAGUUUGCACAAGAUGAUCCUUUGAGGGUGGGUACUAAGAGGAAGAGAAGUUACAAGGGUUAUCAAGGAGUUGAAAUUGGUUCUGGUAUUGGACAUUCAUUCCCUAGGAAUCAGUUAACAGAGUGUGAACCAAAACUCCCAAAGUUGAAAUUGAGAUUUUCAAGGAGAACAACGGGAAUAAAGAUUUUUGAACCCAAAUGUCCUGUUUCUUUUAAGGUUGAUGACAAGAUAGAAUUGCUCUGUCAAGAUAGUGGCAUUUGUGGCUGCUGGUUUAGGUGUAAGGUCUUGCGGGCAUCUCAGAAGCAUCUGAAAGUUCAAUAUGAUGAUGUGCAGGAUGCAGAUGGAUGUGGCAAUCUAGAGGAAUGGGUCCCUUCUGCUAGAGUUGCAGCUCCCGAUAUGCUAGGCAUGAGAUGCUCAGGCCGCCUGACAAUUCGGCCAAGCCCUCCAGAAGAUUUUACCGACCUUGCAUUGGAGGUUGGUGCCCCAGUUGACGCAUGGUGGAGUGAUGGCUGGUGGGAAGGUGUUAUAACUGGAGUUGACACCUCUGGAAAUGACACUUGGCAUGUUUACUUCCCCGGGGAAGACAAGGUUCUGCAGCUCCACAAAAAGAAUUUUCGACCUUCCAGAGAUUGGAUAUGGGACAGAUGGGUUGAUAUAAAGGCGAAGCCUGACAUUCUCAAUUUAUGUGAAAAUGCCAGUCCUAACUUGAAGCUUUCAGUGUGUUCUGCUAUGGCUAAAGCAUCUCGGUGUGGUGGCUCUAAACUCUUGGAAACUCCCAAACUUGAAGCAGUUGAAGAACAGCAAGAAAUACCAGAUUUAACCAUUUCUGAUGAAGUCCUGGAAAGAGUUGAGGGUCGUGGGGAUGAAAAUGGUGAUAAUAAUGCCAAUGGUGAUCUUGGUUCUGACAAAGAUGUGAACAGCUGAAGCCUGAGAAUGGAUAGCCUAGCGGUUUGUCUAAUGUGCAGAUUUUUGACUUUGAUGAUAGAUAUUUAAAGUUGGGCUUCAUCGAGUAAAUUAGGUGCAUGACUGCUGAUCUAGGAAAACUUGAGAAUUUCUCAAGUCCCGAGUUAUCUAACAUCAGGAGCAUUGGCGGGGUGUACAGCAAUAUCUGUGGCAGGUUUUAACAUUGCGGCAUGAAGAGUAGCAUUUUAUUUGCAAUCAAAGUUCAAGAUAACUAUGUCAGGCUAGACAGUAGCAGUUCAAUAUCGCUUUUAGAAGUCAUCUGGUGUUUUUUGUGCUAGCAAGUUCUGGCAUCGUGCUCUUCACCAUAUAGUUUCAAUGUCAAAUAUAGUUUUGAGUUUUCAACUGUAAAGCUUAUUUUACAUUGGGAGGAAAUACUCGUGCAUUGUUGCCAAUGUUGCGCUCUCUCUCAAUAAAUAUUUACUCAGACGCUAUGUGGCCAUAACCCAUUUGGUGUCCCUUCA